Acomys russatus (golden spiny mouse) is the source of this 1281-nucleotide messenger RNA. It is a transcript of the gene Npy4r2, whose product is annotated as neuropeptide Y receptor Y4-2. Gene Ontology annotation, molecular function: neuropeptide binding; pancreatic polypeptide receptor activity. The coding region runs from base 56 to 1183 and encodes 375 amino acids. Gene Ontology annotation, biological process: G protein-coupled receptor signaling pathway. Gene Ontology annotation, cellular component: plasma membrane; neuron projection. NCBI's taxonomy places the organism in Eukaryota, Metazoa, Chordata, Mammalia, Rodentia, Muridae. The transcript has a single exon. The record is from RefSeq and is a predicted model, not a curated record.
CCCCUUUGAAGUGGGCCCUUUCGUCUUGGAGUUCCUGGAUCUUCUCACUCCCAUCAUGAAUACCUCUCAUUUCCUGGCCUCCCUCUUCCCAGGAUCCCUACAGGAUAAGAAUGGGACCAAUCCAUUGUAUUUCCUCUACAACUUCUCUGAUGGCUGCCAGGAUUCUGUAGACCUGUUGGCCUUCAUCAUCACCACCUACAGCAUCGAGACCAUCUUGGGGGUCCUGGGAAACCUCUGCUUGAUAUAUGUGACCACAAGGCAAAAGGAAAAGUCCAAUGUGACCAACCUACUCAUUGCCAACCUGGCCUUCUCUGACUUCCUCAUGUGCCUCAUCUGCCAGCCACUCACAGUCACCUACACCAUCAUGGACUACUGGAUCUUUGGCGAAGCCCUUUGCAAGAUGUUAACCUUCAUCCAGUGUAUGUCGGUGACCGUCUCCAUCCUCUCACUGGUCCUCGUGGCUCUGGAGAGGCACCAGCUCAUCAUCAACCCAACAGGCUGGAAGCCCAGUAUUUUCCAGGCCUACCUGGGGAUUGUGGUCAUCUGGUUCAUUUCUUGCUUCCUCUCCUUACCCUUCCUGGUCAACAGCAUCCUGAAUGACCUCUUCCACCACAACCACUCUAAGGCUGUGGAGUUUCUGGAGGACAAGGUAGUCUGCUUUGUAUCCUGGUCCUCAGACCACCACCGUCUCAUCUAUUCCACCUUUCUGCUGCUCUCUCAGUACUGUAUCCCUCUGCUCUUCAUCCUGGUCUGCUAUGUACGCAUCUACCAGCGCCUGCGGAGGCAACGACUUGCGUUCCACAAGGAUGCUUGCAGAUCACGAAUAGGGCAGAUGAAGAGGAUAAAUGGCAUGCUCAUGGCAAUGGUGGCAGCCUUCGCAGUUCUCUGGCUGCCUCUGCAUGUGUUCAACACGCUGGAGGACUGGUACCAGGAGGCCAUCCCUGCUUGCUACGGCAACCUCAUCUUCUUGCUAUGUCACCUGUUCGCCAUGGCUUCCACCUGUGUCAACCCUUUCAUCUAUGGCUUUCUCAACACCAACUUCAAGAAGGAUGUCAAGGGUCUGGUGCUGACAUGCCGUUGCAGGUCACCCCAAGGGGAGUCUGAGCAUCUUCCCCUGUCCACUGUGCAUACGGACCUCUCCAAAGGAUCUCUGAGGCUGGGUAGCAAAUCUAACUUUAUAUAGUCAUGUCUAGGCUUUCCCCUAUUAUUUUCUUGUGGCAGACCCUUUCCCUUGGCUAAGUAGACACAUUAUAAGCUGGAGGUAGCAUCCUGUUGUUUCUG